AUGGAGAAUAAUUUCUUGUGGUGGUUUAUAAUUUUCUUUUUAAAUUCUUCUAUUCAAUCACGUAUUUUAUCGAAUCUAAAUGAAUCAACGAAUAAAAAACAAACGUCGACGAACUCGACCAACAACAAUAUCAUACAAUAUCAGUCGAUUUUUUCAACUAAUUUGGCAACGAUUACAACAACAAUUUCUUCGAACAACAACAACAUUCAAUCACUUAUAACAAAACCGAAUUCGUAUCUUUAUAAUCCUGAUGAAGACGAAACUUUAUUAGAACGUAUUAAACGUGAAGCAGCACCAUUUGUUUGUAAAACCGAUGGUUAUUUUCCUGAUCGACAUAAUUGUCAAAUGUAUCACAUAUGUACAUCAGGUGUUGAUACAGUAGCUAUUUGUGCUGCAGGUACUUCAUGGGAUCCAACAAAGAAAAAUUGUGCAUGGGAAAAUACAGUUGAAUGUCGAAAAGGAUUGAGAAAAUGGGAUAAAAUAACAGAUAUUCGAGGAGUAACUCUAUUUGCAACUGAUCCAAGUCUUGCUUGGCGUUCGACAAAAUUAGCAACAACACGACAACCUAUUAAAGUUGACUCGAAUUUUACCUGUGAAUAUGAUGCUGAAGGAUAUUUUCCAGAUCCAAAAUAUUGUCAUAUAUAUCAUUUUUGUGCUAUUGGUUCACAUCAAGUACUACAAUGUCUUAAUAAUCUCUGGUAUUCAACAGAAACACAAGGAUGUGAUUGGCCAGAUAAAUCAGAUUGUAAAGCUGGUAAUUUACAUACAUCAUCAAAAGCAUCAACACUUAUGAUUGAUGGUGAUGGAAAUCCUGUUACAACUCCAAGAAAUUUUCGAACAAACGUUUAUCCACAAAUUGAAUGUCCACCAGGAAUACAAAAACAUUUUGCAGAUCCAUAUGAUUGUUCUGCUUAUCAUUAUUGCAAUGGUGGUGUCGACAAACCAUCGUUUUGUGAUGCUGGUCUCUUCUACGAUAAGAAACAUGGUUGUCAAUGGCCAAAAGAUGUUCCUCAUUGUCAACAUAAAUGUCCACCUAAUGGUCAACGUUUACGUUUUGUUGCUACUCAUAGUUGUUGUCAUUAUUAUGAAUGUAUUAAUGGUCAUUUAAAAGAACAAGUAUGUCCAUUACAUAAACUUUAUUCAGUUGAAACCAAAAGUUGUGAAAAUUUUCAAGUUGUUAAUUGUGGUUCACGUGAAAAUUGUAUCGAUCCUUGUGAUUAUGAUAAUUCUCCAUUAUGUGAAUUUAAACCUGUUUGUCGAGGUAAACCAAAUGGUAAUUAUGUUGAUCAAUAUCGACCUAAUUGUCAAUUUCAUUAUACAUGUUUGGAAAGUCGAACAUUUAAUUAUACAGCAUGUGAAUAUGGUCAUAGAUUUUCCGUUCAACAUCAAAAAUGUUUACCUGCUAAACAAAUUCUUUAUCGUAAUAAUCAAUGUGCAUACAUUCGUCAUAAUAAUAAUUCAUUUGAAAAACAAAAUAAUCAAUCGUAUAACUCAUUUCAAAUUGAUACACGUUUAAAAUUACAUCAUUUUACUAUUCUUGGUACCCAUAAUAGUUAUCAUAAGGAAAGUCAUUUUUAUAAAUAUGAACAUUCAAAUCUUGAUGAACAAUUAUCAUAUGGUAUACGACAAAUUGAAUUAGAUAUUCAUUUAAUGUCAAAAUAUGAUGUUGUUUAUCAUUUACAAAUAUUUGAUGAUAAAACAAAUUGUUAUUGUUUAAGGCAUUGUUUAGAAAAAAUAUUUUAUUGGAGUCAAAUAAAUUCAUAUCAUUAUCCAAUUUAUUUAUUUAUUGAAAUAAAACAAAUGUUUUAUGAAGAUUUAUUUACUGCGUUAAAUGGUGGCAUUAAAUGUAAACAUUUUCAGAUGAUUAAAGAACAAAUUUUAGAAAUUUUUUCAAUUGAUUCAUUAAUUUUACCUAAACAUAUACAAGGAAAUGAAAGUUCAAUUCGUUUGGCUUUAAAUAAACAACGACAAAAUGAAUUAAAUAAUAAUUUUUUAUAUGAAAAUUAUGGUUGGCCACCAUUAUAUAUUUCAUUAGGAAAACUAAUGCCUAUUUUUAUUGAUGAUGUACAUAAUAUUGCCAAAAAAUUAAUUCAUACCUGUGAAUCACUUUCAAAUUUUUUCUUUAUUGCUCAAACAAAUGUCGACGUAGAUUAUGCAUCAAUUAUCCGUGUUUCUAAUCUUUUAGAAAAUCAGCAUUUAAUAAUAGAUAAUAAAAAUAAUGGACAAAUGACACGUAUUUUACUUGGUUAUAAUGGUAAACAAUUAAUGGAAAACUAUAAUCAAGCAAAAAAAUAUGGUAUUAAUAUAAUAAGUACAGAUUCAGUGCAAUGUAAUAAUACAGAAUUAUGUCGAAGUUUAAUGAUUGAUUUUCAAGGAACUUCAUCAGUUUUAUGUAAUACUAUUCUAGCACCUAAUUUUUGUAAUACAUCAAUGUUAAUCCUGUGA
Adineta steineri is the source of this 2445-nucleotide messenger RNA. NCBI's taxonomy places the organism in Eukaryota, Metazoa, Rotifera, Eurotatoria, Adinetida, Adinetidae. The record is from the annotation of a GenBank genome assembly.